UGUCCUUUACCAAUAUCUUCUCCUUUUUAUAUAGUACUAUUUCAAGGCCCGGCGAUGAUCCAUUAAUAGCAAAGCAAACUCUCAAUAUUUCCACUCUCUCAGCAAACUAACAAAAUUUCCAAGAAAGUUUCAGUUGAUCAAUAAUGGCUUCAUCAGCUGCAAUGAAAAUCCCAUUUUCCAUGCACAAACUGGAGGAAAAAACUCCAUUCUUAGGCAAGAAAAUCAGCUUCUCACCACGUAACAAAUGUUACCUGAAACAAAAACACUACAAACCCAUGAAAGUAGUGAACGAAAAGGUAGUUGGAAUAGACUUAGGUACAACAAAUUCAGCAGUAGCAGUAAUGGAAGGUGGACAACCUACAAUAGUAACAAAUGCUGAAGGACAAAGAACUACGCCUUCAGUAGUAGCGUAUACCAAGAAUGGUGACAGAUUAGUUGGACAGAUAGCGAAAAGACAAUCUGUUGUGAAUCCAGAGAACACUUUCUUCUCAGUGAAGAGAUUUAUAGGAAGGAAAAUGGCUGAAGUUGAUGAAGAGUCGAAGCAAGUAUCAUAUAGAGUUAUGAAAGAUGAGAAUGGAAAUGUUAAACUUGAAUGUCCUGCUAUUGGUAAACAGUUUGCUCCUGAGGAAAUUUCUGCUCAGGUGUUGAGGAAGCUUGUUGAUGACGCCUCAAAAUUCUUGAAUGAUAAAGUUGGUAAAGCAGUGAUUACAGUACCUGCAUACUUUAAUGACUCCCAGAGAACUGCUACAAAAGAUGCAGGUCGCAUUGCCGGAUUGGAUGUUCUCCGUAUAAUUAAUGAACCAACUGCUGCUUCCUUGGCUUAUGGAUUUGAGAAGAAGAGUAAUGAAACUAUUCUAGUCUUUGACCUGGGAGGUGGUACCUUUGAUGUGUCAGUUCUUGAGGUUGGAGAUGGAGUGUUUGAGGUGCUUUCUACCUCAGGCGACACACACUUGGGAGGUGAUGAUUUUGAUAAGAGAAUCGUGGACUGGCUUGCUGAAACUUUUAGGAAAGACGAAGGAAUAGACCUUCUAAAAGACAAACAAGCGCUUCAGCGUCUUACUGAAGCUGCUGAAAAGGCAAAGAUAGAAUUGUCAACCUUGACUCAAACUAAUAUCAGUUUGCCAUUCAUCACUGCUACUGCAGAUGGUCCGAAACAUAUUGACACAACACUUAAAAGGGCCAAGUUUGAGGAGUUAUGCUCAGACUUAUUGGACAGGCUUAAGACACCAGUUGAAACUGCCUUAAAGGAUGCCAGUCUUUCCUUAAAAGAUAUACAUGAAGUAGUUCUUGUUGGUGGAUCAACACGAAUACCAGCUGUCCAAAACCUUGUCCGCAAGCUGACUGGUAAAGAGCCUAAUGUUUCCGUCAAUCCUGAUGAAGUAGUUGCUCUUGGAGCUUCAGUUCAGGCUGGUGUUUUGGCCGGAGAUGUUAGUGACAUUGUGUUAUUAGAUGUAACUCCAUUGUCACUUGGUCUGGAAACUCUGGGUGGAGUUAUGACAAAAAUCAUCCCAAGAAAUACAACACUACCGACUUCAAAGUCUGAAGUUUUUUCAACUGCGGCAGACGGGCAAACCAGUGUGGAGAUUAAUGUGCUGCAAGGUGAAAGAGAGUUUGUGAAAGAUAACAAGUCUAUUGGAAGGUUCCGUCUGGAUGGAAUUCCUCCAGCUCCCAGGGGCGUUCCCCAGAUCGAAGUAAAAUUUGAUAUUGAUGCCAAUGGUAUUCUUUCUGUCACGGCUACUGAUAAGGGUACAGGAAAGAAGCAGGACAUUACCAUAACUGGUGCUAGCACUUUGCCCAAAGAUGAGGUUGAUAGAAUGGUUCAAGAAGCUGAGAAGUUUGCUAGAGAGGACAAGGAUAAGAGGGAAGCCAUAGACACAAAGAACCAAGCAGAAUCUGUUGUAUAUCAAACAGAGAAGCAGCUAAAAGAGUUGGGAGAUAAGGUGCCUGCUGACGUUAAAGACAAAGUGGAAUCAAAACUGAAAGAGCUAAAGGAUGCCGUAUCUGGUGGUUCUACUCAAACCAUUAAGGACGUGAUGGCUGCAUUGAACCAAGAAGUAAUGCAGCUGGGACAGUCUAUAUACAGCCAGCCAGGUGCUGCUGGUGCGGGGCCUACUCCUGGUGCUGGUACGACGGGAGCAUCUGGUUCCACUGGCAAAGAUGAUGGAGAUGAAGUUAUCGAUGCAGACUUCAGCGAAAGCAAUUAAGAAUCCAAAUGUGUCAGAUUUCUGUAUGUAUCUUUUUGCAACACCAAGGUAUAUAUUUCGUGUAAGUUGCAGAUGGGGCUAGUUUGCUAGAGGUGUAAUGAAGUUGAAUCAGUCUCCGAAACCAAUCUUGUGUAAAUCUGGAAAUGCAUGUAAGUUGAAUGGAAAAACCAGAGACAUUCCUUUUAGAAUCUUGACAUGACUGUCCAAUUAGUACUGUAGUUGUACAUCAGAGCAACAUAUAUAGCACAGGUCCAGUCUUGUGUGUCAAAGAAGUUGAGCUUAGUCAAUCUUCUGUAUCCUCCAGAAUGACCUCUUAAAGUUGAGCCUGGUAGUAGGUUAACUAUAGUACCACUAUUGUUAAAUAGGUUUUUUUUUUUUUU
Lycium ferocissimum is the source of this 2584-nucleotide messenger RNA. RefSeq names its product heat shock 70 kDa protein 6, chloroplastic-like. The transcript is spliced from 8 exons. Gene Ontology annotation, cellular component: cytoplasm; chloroplast. NCBI's taxonomy places the organism in Eukaryota, Viridiplantae, Streptophyta, Magnoliopsida, Solanales, Solanaceae. Gene Ontology annotation, biological process: cellular response to unfolded protein; protein refolding. Gene Ontology annotation, molecular function: heat shock protein binding; ATP-dependent protein folding chaperone; ATP hydrolysis activity. Bases 144 to 2204 code for a protein of 686 amino acids. The record is from RefSeq and is a predicted model, not a curated record.